AAAGGAACGGAGAAGUAAUAAAGCAACUCAGACGAUGUUUAGGACAUAGAGGAGAUGGACAUUUUUGCUGAAGAAUUUUUAUCAAAUCAUUGAGCACUUCUAUCUUUUUGGGGCUUUUCAAACAUACAUUUAUGGAGAUAUAUAUGGAGUUUAAAAUGCAUGGAAUGUAUAUACUCUGGUGCGCUUUCUUUCAACUCACACUCACAGCUGAAAUUGCAUCUGCAAACGUUCUGGACGUGGCAUGCAUCAACUUCAACCCCGUCUUCGAUGCCAGCUCCUCGGCAUCGUAUUCUGGAAUCUUGAAUGGGGCUAGUGUCGCCAGCGAAGUGUCCUUCCAGCGAUCUGUCGACUUGAGCUCAGGAGCGAGGCAAUCGAACUGGUGUCCGCUUGGGGAUGCAGCGGCAGGAUGCGGGUUGCCUGAUGGGUCGACCAUUGACGCAAUGGGAAGAGUAACUUUUGAUUCUUCGGAUGACGACAAAUUUGGUGUUUACGGAUGCCGGGCCGAGAGAUACAAUUGGACCACCAUGACGUCUACUAUAUUCAUCAGAGAUGACGCCCAUUUUACUCCAAAAUACUUCACGGUGAGAGUCAGUCUGGACGAAGAGGUCAGCCUUGUAAUGAACCCUGGAUCAUCCGGCGGAAGUGGCUCAUUGACCUGGCACUUGAAUCAUGAAGAUGGACGCCAAAGCGACCAAUCCUCCACAGUUUCGUCGAAUUCACUUUACAUCAGCAGGGCUAAGAAAGAGGACCAUGCCGGAAUCCACCACUACUUCUAUCCAGGCGAACCGGAUCGAGGGGGUCUUAUGAAGCUCAUUGUCAGAGGAUGUCUUGAUAACCAUUGGGGACCCGAGUGUCAGUACACCUGUCCUACAUGUUACAACGGUGGAGUCUGCGAUGAUGUUAGAGGACGUUGCAUUUGCCCACCCGGUUUCACCGGUGACCAAUGUCAGACUGCGUGUGAUCAGGGCAAGUUUGGUCAGGGCUGUUUAGGGUCUUGCGAAGCCAUUGGAGCUGGUCGAAAUGACUGCAGCGGUGCCGUUUUCUGCCUUCCCGAUCCCUACGGAUGCUCGUGUGCUGCUGGGUGGAUGGGGUUGAAUUGUAACCAAGCCUGUCCUAGUGGAACUUACGGAGCAGGAUGUACAGAGACUUGUCACUGCAACUCAUCCGAACCUUGUGACCCCAUCACGGGGGCAUGCUCCAAUGGGUGCGAUGAUGGCUGGACUGGCGACCAAUGCCAAGUCACUGUUCUGGACAUUACAUCUGUGCUGCGACAAGGAGGCGUACACGAUGCCCCGGGUGGUACCAAUUUCGUCGGCAUAUUCAUGAUCGGUGACACUUCAAUUACUGAAGACCCCUCCUUGAGAUAUCACAUUGGCCGAGAAGUUGAUACUGGACCCGGAGAGACUGGCCAUGGGGCAUACUUUAUAGUUGAUGGUGAAGAGCAGACACAGGACUUGCAAGAGACGGGCCUGCCUCCGGGAACAAGCAUUGGCAGAAAUACAAAUCAAUUGCAACAUUCACUAAGAGCUGUGUUUGAUAAGACAAAUGGAGGGGAUGCAAGAGUUGGUGCCUAUCAAAUGUCUGUUGAUUACAAAGGAUGGACAGAGAGAAACAUCUUGCUGAACGAGUAUCGUGGCGAUUCCAAUUCAGAAGUUUGGCCCGAGAAAUUAUCGAGUACGACGGGAGUUGGCGAGACCGUAACUCUUGCGGUAUCAACGAACACGUCUGUGAACGCUUCUUCUUUGAGAUGGCGAAUCAAUGGAGGUAGUGUACGUACGGAAUGGAAUGGAUUGUCGUCAGUGACGAUCAAAGAUGUUAGGAAAUCAGAUGAAGGAGUAUAUGAGUGUUACGUCCAGAAUAACAGGGAGAGUGGAAAUCAUGCCAUUAUUAAGCUCAUUGUCAGAAGAUGCCCAUCUUCUAAAUAUGGUUUCAAUUGCUCACAGAACUGUCCUGUGUGUUAUGGUGGUGGUAUAUGCCAUGACAUCACUGGGGAAUGUGUAUGCCGAUCAGGAUUCCAAGGAGUUAACUGCGAAACACCCUGCAGUGACAAUCUAUGGGGAAAAUCAUGUACUGUGAAGUGUUCUUCGAGCAAUCCCGGCUGCCCCGAACGACUAUUUUCACCACCAGACCCUGUCGGGAUGUCGUGUAUCAUAGGAUAUGGGGGAAACAGGUGCCAAACAGCGUGCUCUGGUGACCGAUUUGGCGCUGGUUGUGAACUUGCAUGUAACUGCAAAACUUCCUGUGACCGUAUUAAUGGAUGCCCCGCAGGACAGUGUUUAGAUAACUACGAAGGUACAUAUUGUCAAGCUUUGAGAUCGAAUCUUGCGUGUCCAGAUGGCUAUUUUGGUACUUUGUGUAAGUAUCCAUGUCACUGCGAAGGAGGGGUGAACUGUGAAAGAACCAGCGGUCAAUGUCUCGAUGGAGUCGCGUGCGCCGAGGGAUGGGCAGGUUCGGAUUGUCAGCAAGCCCUUCCACGACUGCUUCGAUCACCCUGGGUGUUUGAUGUCACCAAUGAUUCAGUCCUCCUCGUAUGGAAUGCGUGGACGGACGGCUACGACUACGGUAACGGCCCUGUUGAUUCCUACCAGGUUGAGUACACGUGGACCGACGACACAGGAAUCACUGGAGGAUCCGAGACACCUAUGAUAAUCGAAGGAGAUAGUACAGCUGAGAUCACUGGUCUUUUCGGUUUCAGGAACUACAGUUUGUACGUCAGAGUUAGAAGCGAAGUCGAGGGUCAGGUCAUUGCAGGUGUGACUAGUGGUCCAAUCAGUGCCAGAACUGACUGUGGAGCUCCACUACUGGAACCGACCAUUCUUUCAACAAUCGUCAAUGGAAAAGACAGCGUCACUGUGGAAUGGGAGGUCCCCGAAACCCCUUCAUCAUCAUGGCUUCAAUGUGAUUCAACGAUCUUUGGCUACAACCUUACCUAUUGGCCGAAGGAAGAUCCAACUAACUCUACAACUAUUCCAGUGGAUAGCAGUGGUGACGUAGUUGUUCAAACAGUUAAAAAGCUGGAUAGCUGCACGGAGUACAGGUUCUCCGUGGUCAUAGUUAAUUCAAUAAAUUUAGCCGGGCCUGCGAAUUGGACAUCAGCGGUGACUGAAAACAUACCUCCACAACCAGUGAAAAGUGCCGAUGCGAUUUCAAAUUCGUCCAAUCAUCUGAUGAUCACAUGGUCAGAGCCAUUUAGCAAAUGCGGUGCUCCAAUGUACAACGUAUCACGUAGGCUUCUCCUCCUUGAUCAGUGCGACGAUUCAUUUGCUGAUACAGUAACAUGGGAGCUUAGGAACGAUUCAAACAUUGAAUAUGAUGACCUGCUGCCGUACUCCACCUACGAAUUUACAGUCCUGGCUACCAUACAAGACUACGAAGCAGAAUCGGUGUACGUGAUAACACAUAACUCAACCGAGUCUAAUUCUACAGCGGCUCCCGAAGAUUUUAGUGUGGACACAGCAGUGAAGGGAGAAUUGGAAUAUCGUUGGAACAGUCCUCCAUGUGGAGAUCGUAGAGGGGCCGUAAGUUAUGACUACGCAUUCCAAGAAGAGGGAGGGGGUGACUCGCGGACUGGAAACCUUAUGGCGACAAGUAAACUCUUUGAUGGUCUAAAACAUUACGUGACAUAUGACUUUGAGGUCUGUCCAAGGACAACAGUGGGAAAGGGUCCCUGCAUCUUCAAUCAAACACGAACGCUUCCGAGUGAACCAACUCCAAUUCUCGGUUUCGAUAGCGAAGAUGGCUCUACAAAUCAGACAUACAUUGCCAUCUCGUGGGAGAAGCCUCAGUUAAUGAAUGGUGUAUUUGUAAGGUACGACAUCCAGAAGAAUGAUGAGGAUAUCAUCAAGAUCGAGGACGAGGAAGACCGAAGCUACUCGUUUUCGGAUCUGGAACCAGACACAGAAUAUUCCAUCAGGGUACGGGCUGUGAGCAAUGGAGGACCUGGUCUUUGGGAUUCAAUAAAUGUUAGAACGACACCAAUACCUGAACCUGGAUCUCCGGAAACGCCUAUUACCACGGCAAAGAAUUCCAGCUCCAUCUCCAUAGAGUGGCCACAUAUCAAUAAUAUAGAUCUAGGAAUAUAUCAGAUAACAAGUUAUACCGUCAGUUAUUCAUCAAGCACGGGCGGUGAAAAUACCGCAGAUGUCAGCAAUAUAACAGAUCCAAUGGUAUUCACGAUCUCACCGCUGGAAUCUGUAACGGAGUACUACAUCAAGGUUCGUGCUGUUAAUGAUGGAGGACCUGGUGGUUGGUCUGGAAGUCUGAUCGAAUCUACUGAGCAAUUACCGAAUGAAAUAAAUGCUUUGGCCAUAGGAAUUGGAGUUGGCAUUCCACUUCUCAUCUUCUUCAUUGUUUCAACAGGGUUUAUCUUCUAUAAGAAAAGGAGGAAUGCUCCACCACCGCCUUCAAAGGAAUACGAUCUAGAGAAUGUGAAUGAAAAUGAAUAUGGUGGCUCGUCAAACCUGGUACCGGUACAUACAACCACGCCAACCAACCCCAAACCGAAGCCCCCUAUCAAGAAGCGACCUGCACCAUAUCAGCCUAUAGCAGUCAGCAGUCUGGGAAAGGAAAUAAGAGCUAAAAGGAUGUCACACGAAGAAUUCGAGAAGGAAUUUAAGGCCUUGGUGAAUAGAAGUGAUGAGGGAUGCAUCGGAAGUAAUCCAGAGAAUAAAGCAAAGAACAGAUACAAGAAUAUCAUUACUUAUGAUGAACACCGAGUGAAACUCAACAGGUUGCCGACCGAACCGGGAGCGGAUUACAUUAACGCUACUUUCAUUGAUGGUUACAAAAAGGAAAAUGCUUUCAUUGCCACGCAAGGACCAAAUAAUACCACUCUGAAUGAUUUCUGGCAGAUGGUUUAUGAGCAGAGGACCGCGACAAUUGUCAUGCUGACGAACCUGCAAGAGAAUAACAAGCAAAAAUGUACUCAAUACUGGCCUGCCCCUGGGGAGCCUAAACGAUAUGGUGAACUGGAAGUCUUUGCGAGAGAAGUAAAAGAGGAGGGAAGUUAUGUGCUCCGGAUAUUAGACGUUGGGAAGCCUGGAAGAACAUCCCACAGAGUCUCCCAGUACCACUACACCAUAUGGCCCGAUAUGGAUGUCCCAGAAAGCUCCCAACCGCUUCUUGACUUCAGGGAUAUAGUAAAGAGUUCCAACCCCGCAGGAGCUGGGCCCAUCAUAGUCCACUGCAGUGCCGGGGUAGGACGAACCGGUACUUAUAUAAGCAUUGACUGCAUGAUGGAAAUGAUUGAAGCGGAAUCGAAGAUCGAUGUCUUUAACUUUGUGAACAACAUGAGGAAACGAAGGGCAUAUAUGGUACAAGUACAGCAACAAUAUGAAUUCAUCUACGAGACGCUUCUCCAAUGGACUGUUUGUAAGAAAGUAUCUUUCAGUCUACUGGAUUUACAGGCCACUGUCAAGGCCUGGAAAACUACUCGAGAUGCUUCAGGAAAAACCGAGAUGUUGAGACAAUAUGAGGUUCUUGAAUUCAUGUCCCCUCUGGAAUUAAUAGGAACGAACCAGAAGGGCUCAGCGCCUGAAAAUGCACCGAAGAAUCGCUACCCUCAUUUGGUACCAGUGGACAAAUACAAACCUUUGUUGAUGACGCAGGGGGACAAAGCGGGCGACAAUGAUUAUAUCAACGCAUCUUUCUUUGAUGUUGAGGGUCGAAAGAACGCCCACGUGUGUACGCAGUGCCCCCUCGAGUCUACCGUAGGAGAUUUCUGGCGCCUUGUAUGGGAUUACGAAAUAAACACGAUCGUUCACCUCAACCAAAUGGACUCGACAUGCACGCAGUACUGGCCGGAUAGCAAUAGAGUCGAAUCCGGUUCGUUUACGAUCGAGUUACUCUCGGAUAGAAAGCUAUCACAAACCAUGGUUGAACGGGUCCUCCAAAUUACCUCGUCCAAGAAAAAGGGAAAACAUAAGAUAACACAGUUUCAAUAUCUGGGAUGGCCAAAUCAUUCACUGGUUCCGAGCUCCAAGAUGGACUUCUUUGAUCUUCUUAUGGAAGCUGAGAAUAACAAUGCUUCUGAGAAGAAGUUCCUCAUCGUUUGUAUGGAUGGGGUUGGGGCUUCACCGACUUUCCUCGCCGCCCUUGCCGCUAUCGACAAAGUAAGGGAAGACAAGGUGGUAGAUGUUUUCAGCGCAGUCAAACGUCUUCGCAAGUCUAGACCGGGAGUUGUUGACAAAUUGGAACGGUAUGAGUUUUGCUACGAUGUAUUAGCAGCUUAUCAGGAUUCUGUGCAGACCUACGCCAACUACAUGUGAGAAACAGACACAAGUGACUCCUCAAAGUGUGCUUCAAACUUGUCAGACUUUUUUUUCUUUCACGCCAGAAUUACAAAUAAAAUAGAUCCAACGUGACCGAUCGGAUGUGACCUGAAAAACUCCAGUUUUUUUCUUUGACAUGAAAAAGGCUAUUAAGUUUCUUUUUGGGGGCACAUGCAGGCCUUUUUUAUGAAUUUAAUAUUCGAGGAAGACCUCCCGGCUCAUACGAUAAUAUUAGGAAAUAAUAAAUCCAAUUUAAUUGUACUUCUUUAUUUGUACAUUAAUAAUAUGAUUAUGUCCUUUUUAUAACAUGAAUAAAAGGAAAAAUAGAGUAAAAGAAACGAGUUAUUUAUCGACAUUUUAAUACAUAUUUUUGUUUUAUGAUACAUUUUAUAUAAUGCCAGUACACCGUAGAAUCUUGUUUAAUAUUUUAAGCAACACAUUUUCUGCACGUCAACCUAGGAACUAUUUUUUUGAACUUUCAAACACACGUUUUUUUCGUACAGUGUAUAGGAAGAAGAAACAAAAAAUCACAAUCUCGGUCUUUCUGUCCAAUAUUCUUUUUUUUCUCUAAACAGUUACCCCGCCUUACAGCUAUGUAUGUCUGCAAUUAUCUCGUUGUGUAUGAUUGUCUCAAUCUCCACCUCCUCUCUGUCCCUUCGUAUUUUUGUCAUUAAUUAAAAAAAAUCUUUUUAUCCGUCCUUUGACCUGCUAAUAUUAAAAUUGGCAAGAUGAGCACCAACAAUUUCUUGACAAACUCGUAAUCCGCCAAAUUAUUUUGAACUUGGACAUGUUGGCGGAAUGUAUUUUACAAAUGUCCGAUGUUGUUUGUUACCGCUGACUCUUCGGAUAAUGGGAACUAUUUGUCAGUGUUUGGUCUUUUUCGUCAGUACCAUAUUUUUCUAUUGCACUAAUUAAGUGUCGGGCAGCAAUAUACCAUGUUGCGUUUGCGGAAAUUAUGCAUUUUUCAUAUAAAUUUGUAUUUUGUUUAUUUAAUUGUUAUUCCUCCAUUGAUUAUUUCAUAUUUAGUAUAUUAUAUUGCAGGUUAUAUUGCCGAAAAAAGAGAACUUGUGCAAAUUCAACACUCAACAUACACUUUUAAUGUUGGGCUACUGUCCACACAACAAUUGGUUAAAAAAUAUUGACCUCUCUUGGUAGUUUUUAACCAAUACUGUGUUGUUUUCACCCAAAGCGCGCAAUAUUGGUUUGAAAAUACCCAACAGUAUGUUGCCCAAAAUAAAGAGUGUAGGAAAUCCUAAUUUUAGUCAUAUUUCAUAGAUGCUUCCCCUCCAUGAUAUUGUAUACGAAUGAAAAAUGUAAAAGCCAUUUUCUUAAUAGUUUAAUACCCAGAUCAUUCGGGUUCAUGGCAAAAUCUGAGUCACCAAAAACGUAUUCAUUACACUAUUUUUAUUUGAAAAUCUAAAUCUUUGUAUGGUGGUUCAUCAGAAGGCAAUGCAUAUCGUAUGUUGCUUGAGGUAUAACUCAGUAGGCAUAAUGGGUAGUUUCUUUUCUCCUACAAAAAUGAUUAUACCCUAUAUUGUUUUGGUUAAGAAGAAAAGUGUGAUGGGUAAUACGACACCAUAUUCUGAAUAAGUUUAUUCACUGUCGUCUUUACCAUGAAACAUACUUUGCCUAAUGAAUGUUAUUAAUCUGUAUAUUCCCCUUUUAUAUACAUCUUUAUGAGACUGUGUAUUUAUAUAUGUCAUGUUUGUAGUACUAAGUCUUGCAGUAUUUCAUUUUUAUCAAAACAGUACUGCAGUUGACUGUGCCUACAAUUUUAUAAUUUUACAAACAGAGCUGAUAUAACAUGUAUAAAAUCUAAAGUUUGAUUUUGAUUUUAAAACAUUCCAUAUCUCAUGUCAUGUGUAUUCUAUUAUAACUCUGUUGAAUAUGUUAUAAGACUCAUUAAACAGCGGUAUCUAAGGAAUUAAUUAAUUAUUGUUUCCAUAAUUAUUUUCAUUUUGAAUCAAUAUUCAUUAUACUGGUAUUCACCAGUAAAUAUUGAAAUAAAACUCCGAAAGUUUUGUCUAUUUAAACGACGUUUUAUUUAGCAUUUACGGCGCUAUGACUUUGUUUUUAUUAUGUUAAAAAUAAACAUAAUCAAAUAUACGUCAGUCUUUGCUUUUCGACUUUUAUGGGGUUUUUUUUACAGAUGGACAACAUCGGCUACACUAGUAUUAUUAAACUUAAGACUAAUUAUCCAAAUCAUUAUACAUACGGUUCAUGUAUAAAUUGAAAGCCCCAUAUAAAGAUAUAAAUCUACAUAUUUAUAUCUUUCAAUAAAAACGAAAUGAUUUGGUGGAAAAACAGAAAACUAGGCAUGAUGAGUUUAUAGAAAUGCGUCCCUAAUGCAUCUAUUGAGAAAUCCAUAACUUUGAUAGAUGAAACACCUUUAUGUUGUAUAACCUCCAAAUCACAACUAUUUCACGGACACCGGCAUUCAUAAUGGACCUACUGCAUCAUAGCCAGGCAGCAUAUGUAAUUUACUUCCACAAAUGUCACUUUACAAAAUGCAAAAGGGUCCCAAUGGUAAGCUCAGAACAGCACAUGCACCAGAAAUGUGUAGUCCUUCUUGGCUCCAGAGAUCGAGCAUCUUAUUCGCAAGAUAAUCCAAAUGACAUGUUAGGCAACUUUCUUAGGAGCUGGGAGCACUGAUCAAUCGAUGUGUUUAUUCUGCUAACAUAGUAUUAUACUUAUAUCCCAAUAUAUUACAAUAAUUUCUGUUAAUUUGAAUAUUCUGUAAACUUCUAAUCGCUUUUAGACGUGUAUUUUGGCUUCCAUUGAAAGUUUGUUGACCUUUGGACAUUUCCCUGACCUUGUCUUGACCCUUUAUAUCUUCUGGAUAAAGACCUAUGACGAUGGACUUAUCAAAAUCGAAAAUAAAGGAGUACGCACAUGCAUAAAAACACGGAAAAAAUGAGGUGUAAUUUGCAAUUUAACGAAAGUUCGUUGACCUUUGACAUUUCCGGUCAUAACUUUUAAAGAUAAAU
Molecule: messenger RNA, 9256 nt
Organism: Lytechinus variegatus (green sea urchin)
Lineage: Eukaryota; Metazoa; Echinodermata; Echinoidea; Temnopleuroida; Toxopneustidae
Product: receptor-type tyrosine-protein phosphatase kappa-like
Exons: 39
Coding region: 132-6266 (2044 amino acids)
Biological process (GO): protein dephosphorylation
Molecular function (GO): protein binding; protein tyrosine phosphatase activity
Source: RefSeq, a predicted model, not a curated record